GCUCCGCCCCUCCAGGUGCGGGAAGCUGAAGCCGGGAAACAUGGUGGCCGCCCGCCUUCUCAGCAAGGGUUGGACUGUCCUGGCAGGGUUGUUGCUUUUCUCCUUCGGCAGCUUGGCCGCUAGUCAGAUCGAGGAUCAAGCAGAACAUUUCUUUAGAAGUGGCCAUACAAACAACUGGGCUGUUUUGGUAUGUACAUCCCGGUUCUGGUUUAAUUAUCGGCAUGUUGCAAAUACUCUCUCUGUUUACAGAAGUGUCAAGAGGCUAGGUAUUCCUGACAGUCACAUUGUUCUGAUGCUUGCAGACGAUAUGGCAUGCAACCCUAGAAAUCCCAAACCAGCUACGGUGUUUAGUCACAAGAAUAUGGAACUAAAUGUGUAUGGAGAUGAUGUGGAAGUGGAUUAUAGAAGUUAUGAGGUAACUGUGGAGAAUUUUUUACGGGUAUUAACUGGAAGGAUCCCACCUAGUACUCCUCGCUCAAAACGUCUUCUUUCUGAUGAUAGAAGCAAUAUUCUUAUUUAUAUGACAGGACAUGGUGGAAAUGGUUUCUUGAAAUUUCAAGAUUCUGAAGAAAUUACCAACAUAGAACUUGCAGAUGCUUUUGAGCAAAUGUGGCAAAAAAGACGCUACAACGAGUUACUGUUUAUUAUUGAUACUUGUCAAGGAGCAUCCAUGUAUGAACGAUUCUAUUCUCCUAACAUAAUGGCUUUAGCUAGUAGCCAAGUGGGAGAAGAUUCACUCUCGCAUCAACCUGAUCCUGCAAUUGGAGUCCACCUUAUGGAUAGAUACACAUUUUAUGUCUUGGAAUUUUUGGAAGAAAUUAAUCCAGCUAGCCAAACUAAUAUGAAUGACCUUUUUCAGGUAUGUCCUAGAAGUCUCUGUGUGUCUACCCCUGGACAUCGCACUGAUCUUUUUCAGAGGGAUCCUAAAAAUGUCCUGAUAACUGAUUUUUUUGGAAGUGUACGGAAAGUGGAAAUUACAACAGAGACUAUUAGUUUGCAACCAGAUUUAGAAAUCGUGGAAAGCAGAUAUAAGAAAGACCGGAUGGAUGAGGAACUCAUGGAACCACUGAAAUAUGCUGAACAACUUCCUGUAGCUCAGAUAAUACACCAGAAACCAAAGCUGAAAGAUUGGCAUCCUCCUGGGGGUUUUAUUCUGGGAUUGUGGGCACUCAUUAUAAUGGUUUUCUUCAAAACUUAUGGAAUCAAGCAUAUGAAGUUCAUUUUCUAGACAUGAUGUGUGAAGAAGAUGGCAUGGAAGACUGCAACCUUGGAUAAAAUUUUAUGUCAUUAUACAUUUUAAAAAAUACAUUGUUCUUGUGUGAAUUGGGCAAAAAGUAUAGGGAAACUAAAUUUGAAUGAACUAUUGAUUUUAUAACUUAAAGAUAAAUAACUGUUAAUGCAAAUGCUAAGUGGCACUAACUAUACUUGUUUUUUGUUGUGCAUGUUAUUAAAAAGAUUGGACAAAGAUCAGAGUAUAUUUAAUGGCUAUUUUUGAAAAUAAAAAUUUCCCCUAAUCUUACCCCCUUUUCAUUCGGAAAAGAAAAAAAUGUGAAGACAUUUAAAUUCUCACUAGCAGAGGUGAUUUCUUGUCAGGAAUUUUGUGUGUGUCCUCCUAGUCUUUUUUUUCAAUGUACAUAUUUUUUUCCUAAAUAGAGAUCGUAUAGAAUAUUUCACUCUGUAACUUUUCAUUUUACAAUAUGUUAUCAACCCUUUCCCUCUCCUUGGACAUUUUUCAGAACACACUGUGAAUGGUUGCACAGUAUCCAUUUUAUGAAUGUACAGUAAGUUAUUUAACACUCUUCUGUUGUUGGACCUACUUACCUUGUUCUCAGAAUCUUCCUUUGGUUGAUUCUUCAGUGGGUUAGUAUUCUACUGUCAGCCAUUCAUGGAAUUCUGCAGCUUUAAUUAUAAGUAAAUAUAAAAAAAUGAGUUCCUUAACUUAUGGUACUGAUAGUCUUUGGGACCUUAUUUGCUGUCAGUUUGCCUGGAAAAUAUAAGACCUUUGAGAAUUUCAUAUUAUUGACUGCUCAAGAGAAACAGACCCCAUCAUUUUACAUUUCUAAGCAUUCUGUGAUCCUCAAGAAUUGAUUACUUCCUCUUCAAUUUCCAUAUUGAAAGAGACAUUUCAUUCUGUUUAAGGUGAACCUUGUCACUGGCUGGGUCUGUACUUUUCCUGAGAUAAUCCCAUAGAGUGGAUGAGAGUGGAUGACUGUCUGGAAAGGUCACACGUAGAACCCUGCCUUUUUGUUUGACUGAUGCAUCACUUAAGGCAGAAAAGACCUUUUUGCUCUCCAAGAAGAUUUAAGAAUUCACAUGAACUUCAUCGCUGAUUUCUUUUAGCUCAUCAGCCAUCUGCCUAUCUUUCUCAUAACUGGCAAUAGUAUUGAGAUUGUGUUUUGGCAUCAGCCCCAGAUACUGUUUUUUUUGUUGUUGUUGUUGUUUUGCAUAUAA
Messenger RNA from Mirounga angustirostris (Northern elephant seal), 2451 nucleotides. It is a transcript of the gene PIGK, whose product is annotated as phosphatidylinositol glycan anchor biosynthesis class K. The record is from RefSeq and is a predicted model, not a curated record. Lineage: Eukaryota; Metazoa; Chordata; Mammalia; Carnivora; Phocidae. Gene Ontology annotation, molecular function: GPI-anchor transamidase activity. Gene Ontology annotation, biological process: attachment of GPI anchor to protein; proteolysis. The transcript has 11 exons. The coding region runs from base 41 to 1228 and encodes 395 amino acids. Gene Ontology annotation, cellular component: GPI-anchor transamidase complex.